AUGAGUGACGCACCUGACAGGAACUCUUCCAUGAUUCAUCUCUCUUCUGAUGACCAAGUUCUAUCCCCUCGCCAUCCGGGGGUCCCCCAACCUGUGGUGGCCAAAAGGAUCAAUUUCUACAAGAGUGGGGACCCACAAUUUGGCGGGGUCAGUGUGGUGGUCAACCCACGUUCCUUUAAGACCUUCGACGCUUUGCUAGACAAUUUGUCCAGGAAGGUCCCCCUGCCUUUCGGGGUGCGAAACAUCAGCACACCAAGGGGCAGACACAGCAUCACGCGCCUGGAGGAGCUGGUGGAUGGGGAGUCCUACCUGUGCUCCCAUGGCAGAAAGGUGCAGCCCGUGGACUUGACCCAGGCUAGCCGGCGCCCAAGGCCUUGGCACAGCAGCAGGGCACUCAGCGUACCCCAGGGGUCCGGCCCAGCAGCUCCUGCCCAGGGCCUGCCACGCCUCCGGAGGCUCCUCAUCUUCAGGAACGGGGACCCGAAGACCAGGAAGACAGUCCUGCUCAGCAAGAGGGUCACCAGGACCUUUGAGACCUUUCUGCAGCAUCUGACAGAGGUCAUGCGGUACCCGGUGAUCAAGCUCUACGCUACGGAUGGAAGGAAGAUUCCUAGUCUCCAGGCGGUGCUUCUGAGCUCCGGGGCUGUGGUGGCAGCUGGAAAGGGGCCCUUUAAACCUGGGAACUACGACAUCCAGAAGUACAUGCUCCCUCCCAGAUCGCUAGGGAUUUCUUCCCGUGUGUUUCCCAAGGGGCGUGUUAGGCCCGAAAAAAAGAGUGGCCGCUGGAGAGUUACUAUCAUCACUAGCGACUUUCCAGAUGCAGGUACCACUUCGCAGAUUUAUAUUGUGCUAUAUGGGCAGCAUAGAAGUUCAACCCCCAUAUAUCUCUAUGGAACAGAUGGAGCUCAGUUUCAGAAUGGCCACAAAGAUGUUUUUACUAUCACAGUUGGAGACAUUGGUACACUCUUUAAGAUUCGUAUAGGUCAUACCAAUUCCGGACUUUCCCCUUCCUGGCACUGUAAAGAGAUAUACUUGUGUGACAAGAAUUCUGAAAAAGAGUUUCAUAUACCUGUUGAACGAUGGUUGGCCCGUGAUCAAGAAGAUGGAGAUAUCUGUCGGGAAUUUCCAAUUUUCAAUAAAGAAGAACCUGUCCUUCCAGUGACGGUAUAUGACGUGCAUGUGACAACCGGUGAGCUAUGGAAUGCUGGAAUAGAAGCAAAUGUUUACAUCUCUAUCUUUGGAGAUAAAGGAGAUUCAGGAUCCAGACAAUUAUUUAAAUCAAAGAGCUCCUUCAAUUUUUUAAGAGGCCAAACUGACAUCUUCUCCCUGGAAUCUGUCUACCUUGGGAAUUUGUAUAAGAUUGUCAUAGGUCAUGAUGGACUUGGCCCAGGAAACGGCUGGUUUCUUGACGACGUCGUGGUCAUAGAUCCCACCACAAACCGUGAAUAUACUUUCUUCUGUCACAGAUGGUUGGAUCAAGGGGAAGAUGAUGGUAAAAUUGUCAGAGAACUAUAUGCUAGGGACAACAGGAUCAUCUAUGCACAACAAAAGUUAGAAGUUAAUAGAAAAGAAACAUGGGCUGCAGAAAGCUGGAAAUUUACAAAAGGGAAUACACUUCAAUUCUACAACAGGCUUACUGAAGGCUUUGUCCGUUUAUAUCCAGAUGGCACGGUUGAUGCAGCUGGAGAAAAGACAGACAAAUAUGGCCUCUUUGAUGUUAUUUUCAACAAAGGAAAUACAUGUAUUUUUCAAAGUCAUGAGAUAAGGCACCUUUCACUUGCUCUUGAUAAUGGCUCUGUCACUGGAAUGGCUAGUGGUGGGCCUUCAACGGAGCUGCGGGUACUUUACCAGCCCAAUCGCUGUGCACUCCUGGAGUCAGCACUGGAUCCUGGCCAGACAGUCAUUUUUGAUCGCCUGGGCAAAAUGGCUGAUGGAUCCUCAGUAGGUUAUGCAGACCUCUCGAAAGAAUUUGUGGUUUUUGUCAAGGGUAUAUUUCUCAACAGUGCUGUGGUGCUAUUGGCGACCAACCUAUGCCAGGCUCUGUGUCUUCAGUCUGAUGGGAGCUGCACUGGAGUGGGAAAUCAAUCUGAAAAAUCAUACUGGAAAGUGCAUAAAGUCAGCUCUGGAAUUUGUAUGUUUGAAAGUGUGAAACAUGUGCGAAUGUACCUGAGGAUUAAGGAUGGCCAGUGUGAUGGAACAGGUACAGGAGAGCCUGAGUGCCAUUUUAAAAUUAAGAAGAACUUGGAAGAUGCAUCUAUAUGUCUGGAAUCUGUGAUGAGCCCAGGAUUGUUUGUUGGACUUCAAUCAGAUGGAAAGGCAAAACCCGUUAUUUAUACUAAGGAUGGGAACAUUUUCUUUUAUCCUCAAAUAAUCAAAUUUGGCAGAGAAAACCCAAUGGGCAUGUCUGCAUCCUCUAACCAAGAGGUAGAGAAGAUCCACCAAUCAGAGAACCAGCAAGAAACAGCAGUAGAAAUGGAGACGAAGGAGCUCAUGCUUUCAAAUGCAAAAGAAAUCAGGCUUUCACAAAUCAGAGAGACUUUUCUGACAGAAGAUGAAUGGAAAGUGUUGGUGCUGACAGGAAACACAGGGACCCGGGCCAAUGUCACCCUCUGGGUGUAUGGAGAUGAAGGUUUUGAUGGACCAAUCAAUCUUAGCAAGAAUAACCCUGAGAAGCUCUUCCUCGCACAGCAGGAGGAUGAAUUUCCGGUUGUGAUAAGAAACAUUGGAAUGAUUUAUAAGAUAAGAAUUGGACAUGAUGGAUCUAGUGAACAGCCUGAGUGGAGCUUACAGAGGGUGAUUCUUCAACAUGUGAGGAGCAAGAAGACCCUAUAUUUUGAGGCAAAUGUGUACUUAUCUCGAAUUAAAGCAGUCGAAGACAUUGUUUGUGAGCUUCCAGUUGUCAAAGGAGGACAAGCUAUGUUUCCAGUAGUGAGAUACCAUGUUGACGUCUAUACUGGGGAACUCAAGCAAGCAGAAACAUUGUCUGAAGUUUUUCUGUGCCUCUAUGGGGAGAGAGGAGAUUCUGGCCUUAGGCAACUGUACAAAUCGAACAUGCCUGCAAAAUUUCAAAGAGGACAAAAGGAUACAUUUCAAAUCGAAGCAGUGUCACUCGGGAAGCUGCAGAAGGUGCUGUUGCGCUGUGAUGCGGAAGACAAGUCACAGUACUGGUACUGUGAGAAGGUCGUCGUCCAGGAUCCCAGCCUCACAACUGAGUCCAUCUUCCUCUGUGAAAGAUGGCUUCCCUUUAUGUCGCAGGGAAUAAUUCAUUCAGAAAUUGAACUUUAUCUUCAAGAAAUGCAAAUAAAUCAUCAGCCUAAAAUACAAGAGGAAGCAAAUGAAGGUGAUUGGAAAGUAACUGUAGUCACUGGAGAUCAUGAAAAUGCUGGUACCACAGCAACAGUAUUCCUUUAUGUUUAUGGAGAAGUAGGAUGCUCAGGUCCCAUUAUUUUAGGAUCUGGAAAACACCAGCUGUUUAACCCCAACACCGCAGAUAUUUUCAAGAUUAAUCUUAGAGAUGUUGGUGAUAUCUAUAAAAUACGCAUUGGACAUGACAACAGUGGGAAAGAUCCCAGGUGGUAUCUGGAAGAAAUUAGACUAGAAAAUAUAGACACAAAUGAGCUGUUUGAUUUACCUGUUUAUUCCUGGAUAGAUGAAAAUGAAAAUGAUGGUGAUAUAUGGAAAGAAAUGCCCAUUGGAAGAACUCAUCAAACACCUUUGCCAGUCGUGGUUUAUGAGAUCUACACGCACACUGGCAGGAAACCAGGUGCAGAGACAGAAUCUAAUGUUUUUAUCAACCUCAUUGGCACCAGAGGAGAUUCGGGGAAUCGAAGGCUUCAUCGAUCAAAAAAUAAUCAAGUCAAGUUUCGGUGUGGUCAGGUUGAUAUAUUUUCCAUUGCAGCAGUAACUCUUGGAAAAUUGACAAAAGCUCUAAUAAGCCAUGAUGGGACUGGUCCAGGUAAUGGAUGGUUUCUUGAGAGCAUUGUUGUUAAGUUUGAGGAAGAAGAUGGCAAUCAAGAGGUGCUAUUUCCCUGUCACAGAUGGCUAGAUGAGUACCAAGAUGAUGGCAAGACUGAGAGGGAGCUACUCCCAGAAAAUUGUUAUAAUAAUAGUACCCAAGGAGAAUUUACAUCUAUGUCCCCCUGA
This is a messenger RNA of Suncus etruscus (white-toothed pygmy shrew), 4143 nucleotides long. It is a transcript of the gene RP1, whose product is annotated as RP1 axonemal microtubule associated. Gene Ontology annotation, biological process: intracellular signal transduction. The record is from RefSeq and is a predicted model, not a curated record. Gene Ontology annotation, molecular function: protein binding. The transcript has 29 exons. The coding region runs from base 1 to 4143 and encodes 1380 amino acids. NCBI's taxonomy places the organism in Eukaryota, Metazoa, Chordata, Mammalia, Eulipotyphla, Soricidae.